AUGUCUAAAAAACAUAAUAGUAACAGUAAUUCAGACAAGAAAUUCAAUUUCAAAGAAGUUACAAUUACUUUUUCACCAAUAACAGCCUUAUCUUUUAUAUUACUGAUUCUAUCAGCUUUAUACAGUUAUGAUAAAUCUUAUAGGGGUCAAGAAAUCUGUGAACUUGUUAGUCCAAUCAAACAGGAUGAUAAAUAUCAAUGGUUUUCUGCUCCCGAGUAUUCAGCCUCCACCGGAAAUUAUAAAUAUUUAGACAAUGGAGCAUUUGUUUAUCGACAUAUUUUCAUGGAUGAAUUCCAAGAAGAGUUCAACGUCAAACCAAUUAAUUUUCCAGUUAAACAUAAUCUUGAAUUUCGUUUGAAAAAUGAUACAUCGUUAAAUGCAAAUUUAGUUCAAUUAAUAUUAAGAGAAUCGGAAAGACAUGGACCGGCCCUUACACAAUUGAAACAAAAAGUAGAAGAAGGUGCUUAUAUUGAUGAUGGAAGAGUUUAUAUUCGUUGGGUAAAUGAUAUUGUAAGAUACGGAAUGUUUGCUGGUAAAGAUUUCAAACCAGGAGAAGUUUUUGGAAUUUAUACCGGUCUGAUAACUCCUAAUUUACAAGAUCUUGAAUAUGCAUGGGAAUUUAAUUAUCUUGUUGACCUUAAAGAUUAUAACGAUCAAAAAAUAAGGGCUUGUAUUGAUGCUAAACAUUUUGGAAAUUAUAUGAGAUUUGCUAAUCAUAAAGACAAAAAUCAAAACGGAGGACAACAAUAUGUCAUGCAUAAUGGUAUAUGGCAUGUACUUUAUUUGGCUCAGGCUCACAUCAAAGCCAAUGAACAAAUAUUUGUUAAUUAUGGUCCGGGAUAUUGGGAAAAUAAGAAAAAAUUUGAAUUCUAA
Entrophospora candida is the source of this 873-nucleotide messenger RNA. The record is from the annotation of a GenBank genome assembly. Lineage: Eukaryota; Fungi; Glomeromycota; Glomeromycetes; Entrophosporales; Entrophosporaceae.